AUGACUCAUCAGGCCACCUUGGGAAAGAAUUUUGAGCAAAAGAACAGAUCAGAGUUCAGUCCUCAGAACUGUUAUUUGAAGCUGGGACUGUUGACAUUCCGGGAUGUGACCAUAGAAUUUUCUCCAGAAGAGUGGGCAUGCCUGGGCACUGUUCAGCGGAAUUUGUAUAGAGAUGUGAUGUUAGAGAACUACAGAAACCUGGUCUCCCUCGGUCUUGCUGUCUUUAAACCACACCUGAUCACCUGUCUGGAGCAAAGGAAAGGGCUCUGGAAUGUGAAGAGGCAUGGAACUGUAGCAGAACACCCAGAUAUGCCCUCUCAUUCCAUCCAGGACCAUUUGCCAGAACAAGGGAAAAAUGUUUCAUUUGAAAAUGUGGUACUAAGAAGGUAUGAAAAGUGUGGCCUUGAGAAUGUAAACUUAAUGAAAUACUGGGAAAUUGUGAGUGAGUGUAAGGACCAGAAAGGAUGUAAUGAUGGACUUCACCAACAUUCAACAACUACCCAUGCUAAAAUCUUCCAGCGUAAUAAGUGUUUGAAAGUCUGUAAAAAAUUCUCAAAUAUAAAUAGACAUAAGAUAAGACAUAUUAGAAUUCAUACUGAAGAGAAACCCUACAAAUGUGAAGACUGUGGCAAAACCUAUGCCUGGUACUCAAACCUUAAUAUACAUAAACGAAUUCAUACUGGAGAGAAACCUUACAAAUGUGAAGAAUGUGGUAAAGCCUUUGCCCAGUACAGAAGCCUUUAUAUACAUAAGAGAAUUCAUACUAAAGAAAAACCCUACAAAUGUGAAGAAUGUGGCAAAGCCUUUACCCGGUGCUCAUACCUUACUGAACAUAAGAGAAUUCAUACUGGAGAGAAACCCUACAAAUGUGAAGGAUGUGGCAAAGCGUUUGCCCAGUACUCGAACCUUUAUAUACAUAAGAGAAUUCAUACUGGAGAAAAACCCUACAAAUGUGAAGAAUGUGGCAAGGCUUUUACCUAUUGCUCGUACUUUACUGCACAUAAGAGAAUUCAUACUGGAGAAAAACCCUACAAAUGUGAAGAAUGUGGCAAAGCCUUUACCCAGUGCUCACACCUCACAACACAUAAGAGAAUGCAUACUGAAGAGAAACCCUAUAACUGUGAAGAAUGUGGCAAAGCCUUUACCCGGUGCUCACACCUCACUGAACAUAAGAGAAUUCAUACUGGAGAAAAGCCCUACAAAUGUGAAGAAUGUGGCAAAGCCUUUACCCAGUGCUCCUACCUUACUACACAUAAGAGAAUUCAUACUGGAGAAAAACCCUACAAAUGUGGAGAAUGUGGUAAAGCCUUUACCCAGUGCUCACACCUCACUGGACAUAAGAGAAUGCAUAGUGAAGAGAAACCCUACAACUGUGAAGAAUGUGGCAAAGCCUUUACCCGGUGCUCAUACCUUAGCAAACAUAAGAGAAUUCAUACUGGAGAGAAACCCUACAAAUGUGAAGACUGUGGCAAAACCUAUGCCUGGUACUCAAACCUUAAUAUGCAUAAACGAAUUCAUACUGGAGAAAAACCCUACAAAUGUGAAGAAUGUGGCAAAGCCUUUAUCCAGUAUUCAGGCCUUACUAAUCAUAAGAGAAUUCAUACUGGAGAAAAACCCUACAAAUGUGAAGAGUGUGGGAAAGCCUUUGCCCAGUGCUCACACCUUAAUAUACAUAAACGAAUUCAUACUGGAGAAAAACCCUACAAAUGUGAAGAAUGUGGCAAAGCCUUUGCCCAAUGCUCAUACCUUAGUUCCCAUAAGAGAGUUCAUAUAAGAGAAAACCUACAAAUGUGA
Messenger RNA from Lemur catta (Ring-tailed lemur), 1794 nucleotides. RefSeq names its product zinc finger protein 98-like. NCBI's taxonomy places the organism in Eukaryota, Metazoa, Chordata, Mammalia, Primates, Lemuridae. The coding region runs from base 1 to 1794 and encodes 597 amino acids. Gene Ontology annotation, biological process: regulation of DNA-templated transcription. The transcript has 6 exons. The record is from RefSeq and is a predicted model, not a curated record.